Symbiodinium natans is the source of this 541-nucleotide messenger RNA. The record is from the annotation of a GenBank genome assembly. NCBI's taxonomy places the organism in Eukaryota, Dinophyceae, Suessiales, Symbiodiniaceae.
AUGAAGAACAAGCAGGUCGCAGAGCCGGAGUGGUUGCAGCUGCAGGUUGACUUCUGGAUGGACUACCAUCAUGUGAAGCUGAAGAACCCGUACUCUUGGUACGUGGGCAUCCGGCACGGCGAGACCGCGGAGCUGCAAGCCCAGAGCUUCGAGGAGUACAUGCCAUACCUCACUCAGCCUGAGCCGCUGGACCAGCCCGAAAAUCUCCCAUCCAUGACGCACGGCAUGAAGGAUCCGAAGAGCUGGGCCAUGAACUUCCGCUUCCCACUUCCGGCCGGAGGUCCCUCCUGGGAGCAGGAGCCGAUGAGCGCCCACUUCGAGGCGCGUAAGUGCCCGGAUGAAGGAUGCCUGCAGGGCCUUCCUGACCGCCAGCAGAACUGGUCGCACUACAUCCUGUGGAGCGAGAAGUUUGGUGAUGCCACUGCCGAGAUCAUCGAAAUCAAGAAGGAGGACUGGAUCCUUAUGGACCUGCCGGAUGUGCGCGUCAAGAACCUCACCAUCUACGGCAAGCUGUCCUUCGACGAUAGCCGGAUACUCAGUG